This is a messenger RNA of Tripterygium wilfordii, 2110 nucleotides long. RefSeq names its product 7-deoxyloganetin glucosyltransferase-like. The record is from RefSeq and is a predicted model, not a curated record. NCBI's taxonomy places the organism in Eukaryota, Viridiplantae, Streptophyta, Magnoliopsida, Celastrales, Celastraceae. Gene Ontology annotation, molecular function: UDP-glycosyltransferase activity. The transcript is spliced from 2 exons. Bases 493 to 1935 code for a protein of 480 amino acids.
UAAAGCCAGGGAGAGUUGCACUUGCACACCCACAGACGCAUAAAGACAACUUCAUCCACCCAACAAUCUAGAACAGUCACUUCCUUUUGCCACCAAAGCUCGUUAUCUGUGGUCUGUACAACUCUCCUCUUUCCUCACUUCUCUCUCCCUCGGUCUCACCCCAUCUCUUCUCUGAUUGUCUCCUGACCUCAUCGUUGGUUGUUCGUUUUCAUCUAGAUAUCGUUUUCGUUCAGAUCUGCCAAAGCCCGACGUGAUCUCCUCCUCCUCCUCACCCUCUUCCCUAACGUUCAGAUCCGUUAUCUCUCAUUUUCAUUCAGAUCCGCCAAAGCCCGCUGUGGAUAUCACCUGGAGGAGAAAGUGGACUGUGAAGUGGAGGAGGAGACUGGUGCCGACGUGAGAAGUGGCCCGUGGAGUGGAGCAGGAGAAGGGCACUUUUUUGGGGAAGAAGUAGAAUUACAUAUUAGGGCUUUUAAACUAUUGACAGAGAGAGACAUGGAUUCUAAAGCUGAUAAGCCUCACGCCGUUUGCAUUCCCUGUCCAUUUCCAAGCCACGUAAAGGCAAUGCUCAACUUGGCAAAGCUUCUGCACCACAAAGGUUUCCACAUAACAUUUGUCAACACUGACUUCAAUCACAAUCAACUACUCAGAUCUAGAGGCUCUACUGCCUUAGAUGGCUUGCCGGAAUUCCGAUUCGAAUCCAUUGCCGAUGGUCUUCCAGUACCUUUGGAUGCUGAUGCCAGUCAAGGCAUUGCAGCAGUCUGUGACUCCAUCAGAAAGAAUUUAUUGGCUCCAUUUCUUGAUUUGCUUGCGAAAAUCAAUAAUUCUGCUGCUCCUGCAGUCACAUGUAUUGUUUCUGAUGUGUUUUUGGCAUUCACAAUCAAAGCAGCUGUUAGACUUGGAAUCCCAAUUGUAUUCUUUGUUCCUAUUUCUGCUUCUAGCUUCAUGGGAAUCACUCAAUAUUCUGCAGCAAAAGAAAAAGGCCUUACACCAUUGAAAGAUGAAAGCUAUUUAACAAAUGGCCAUUUGGAAACACUAAUAGACUGGAUACCAGGCAUGAAGGGCAUUCGUUUGAGAGAUCUCUCGACCAUUUUUCAAUCAACAAACCCGGAAGACGUAACUAUUCAUUUUGCAAGGGAAGCUGUUGAGGGAGCUCAUGAAGCUUCUGCAAUUAUAAUCCAUACUUUUGAGACAUUAGAGCAUGAGGUACUAAAUGCUCUCUCCAUAUUUUCACGUCUGUACUCCAUUGGUCCACUUCAGUUACUCAUCAAUCAAGUUCAUGACAAUCGCUUGAACUCCAUUGGAUCUAACCUCUGGAAAGAUGAACCUCAGUGUCUAGAAUGGCUCGAUUCCAAGAAACCCAAGUCAGUACUUUAUGUAAAUUUCGGGAGCUUGACAGUCGUAACAAACAAUCAGCUAAUCGAGUUUGCCAUGGGACUUGCUAACAGCAAUCAGUCUUUCUUGUGGAUAAUUAGGCCUGGUAUGGUUCAUGGAGAUUCAGCAAUCUUGCCACCAGACUUUGAAGAAAUAACUAGAGGUAGAGGUUUCAUUGCAAGCUGGUGUUCACAAGAGGAAGUACUGAAUCAUCCAUCUAUUGGAGGAUUCUUUACACAUUGCGGGUGGAACUCGGUACUUGAGAGUGUGAUUGCAGGAGUGCCUAUGCUUUGUUGGCCAUUCUCCGGUGAUCAACCGAUGAAUUGCAGGUAUGUUUGUGUUGAAUGGGAAGUUGGAACUCAAGUUAGUAGUGAUGUGAAGAGAGAUGAAGUCGAGAAGCUUGUGAGAGAGUUGAUGGAGGGCGAGAAGGGAAAACAACUGACACACAAUGUGAUGGAGUUGAAGAGAUUGGCAGAGAAGGCUACUAGUCCAAAUGGUUCAUCAUCCAUUAAUUUGGACAGAGUGGUAAACGAAGUUCUUCUAUCUAAAGCAUCCAUGGGAUAAUUUCAAAGAGUGGAUGAAAUUGAUCUGAGAUUCUGAGUGAAUGUAUAGUCUAUCCAUAUUACCCUGCCAUGUCCUUUCAAUGUAUUGUAUGUAAGAAGGAUGAGACUGUAAUCGGUAAGUGCAACUUCUUGGUGAGGCUUAUGAAUGUAUUUGUGUAAUGAGCGAGCAUGUUUAA